Asterias rubens (European starfish) is the source of this 5084-nucleotide messenger RNA. Its product is annotated as transcriptional repressor protein YY1-like. The coding region runs from base 22 to 1176 and encodes 384 amino acids. The transcript has 5 exons. The record is from RefSeq and is a predicted model, not a curated record. Gene Ontology annotation, cellular component: transcription regulator complex; PcG protein complex. Gene Ontology annotation, molecular function: DNA-binding transcription factor activity, RNA polymerase II-specific; RNA polymerase II cis-regulatory region sequence-specific DNA binding. Lineage: Eukaryota; Metazoa; Echinodermata; Asteroidea; Forcipulatida; Asteriidae. Gene Ontology annotation, biological process: regulation of transcription by RNA polymerase II.
GGAAAGCAGUCUGCUACGAAAAUGGCGUCGCCCGAUCCAGACAUGGCGGAUGUUUCCGAAAUGAGCCCAGAUAUGGGGGACGUCUGCUAUUCUGAGGUUGAAAUUCCCGUAACUGAAGUCGAAAUUGAAAGUAUUCCCAUGGAAAACAUUGAGACAAUUCCAGCAGAGAAUAUUGUAACAAUUCCUGUGGAUAAUAUAGAAAAUGUUGCCACAGUAGAAACUGUUGUCUGUGAAACGAUCGAGCAGCCGAUGAUUGCUUUGCAACCGCUCUCAGACGACCAAGAUGAAAUCGUUUUGCAAACGCGAGAAGAAGUUGUUGGAGACGUCGAUGAUUUCGGAGGAUCCACAUAUAUCAUCGAUUCCGUGCCCGUCCCCACCAAUGAUUUGGAAGAUCAUUUUGGCAGCACAAUAAAGCGAAAGAAGGGCAGGAAAACAUCGAGGACAAGAGUGCUUGCUAGCGGUGAAUCUGUGUUCGACGGGGAGAGGGGCAGUCGAAAAUGGGAACAAAAACAAGUGCAAAUCCAAACUUUGGAAGGCAAAUUCUCCGUAACAAUGUGGGCUUCAGAGGACAAGAAGAAUCUAUCAGAUGAUCCAGACCUUGCAUCACAGCAAGCCAUGUCUCCCAGCCAGGAGUCUGGACACCACAGUGCUUACGAGCAGCCGCCAGACUACUCGGAGUAUCUCACAGGAAAGAAGCUGCCUCCUGGUGGGAUACCGGGCAUUGACCUGAGUGAUCCAAAACAGUUAGCUGAAUUCGCUAGAAUCAAACCCAAGAAGCCAAAGGAUGAUGAUCUACCAAGGACCAUUGCGUGUCCUCACAAGGUACAUGGUUGCACAAAAAUGUUCAGAGAUAACUCAGCUAUGCGGAAACAUCUACACACACAUGGACCUCGGGUCCAUGUGUGUGCUGAGUGUGGUAAAGCCUUCGUGGAAAGCUCCAAACUCAAACGCCAUCAACUGGUCCACACUGGCGAAAAACCAUUUCAGUGCACGUUUGAAGGUUGUGGUAAGCGUUUUUCACUGGAUUUCAACUUGAGGACCCAUGUUCGAAUCCACACUGGUGACCGUCCAUAUGUCUGCCCGUUUGAUGGCUGUAACAAGAAGUUUGCUCAGUCCACAAACCUGAAGUCUCACAUUCUGACCCAUGCAAAGGCUAAACCCAUGAUCCCAAUGUGAAUGCACUGACCCUCCUAAUGGCCAAACCAAUGAUCCUGAUGUGAAUAUUCUGACCCACGCAAAGGCUAAACCAAUGAUCCAAUGUGAAUGCACUGACCCUCAUAAUAGCCAAACUGAUGGUCCAAAUGUGAGCAUUCUGACCCUUGUAAUGGCCAAACCAAUGAUCCAAAUCUUAACAUUCUGACCCUUGAAUCGGCUAAACCUAUGAUCCCAAUGUGAACAUUCUGGCCCUCAGAAUGGCCAAACUGAUGAUCCCAAUGUGAACAUUCUGACCCUCAGAAUGGCCAAACCGGUGAUACCAAUGUGAACAUUCUGACCCUUGAAUUGGCCAAACCGAUGGUCCCAAUGUGAACAUUCUGACCCUCAGAAUGGCCAAACUGAUGAUCCCAAUGUGAAUAUUCUGACCCUCAGAAUGGCCAAACCUAUGAUCCCAAUGUGAACAUUCUGACCCUCAGAAUGGCCAAACCUAUGAUCCCAAUGUGAACAUUCUGACCCUCAGAAUGGCCAAACCUAUGAUCCCAAUGUGAACAUUCUGACCCUCAGAAUGUCCAAACCGAUGAUCUCAAUGUGAAUAUUCUGACCCUCAAAAAGGCCAAACCCAUGAUGAACAUAUCCAAAUGCAGUUUGCUAGCAACAUCUUAGAUACAAACCGCUGUUUACUUUGUCCAUAGAAUUUAUGCACUAGUGUAUCUUUCCGUCUAUUCACCCACACCAAGUAGGCUUCCUUAUCUCUUUCUUGAAGGAGAUUUUUGUCAGAAAAUAUUUGACGAGUUUAUCUUUUUAAAAGAUUUUAUGUGUAGAGGCAGUUGUUAAAGUUGAUUUCAUUUCUUGGGAAUUCUGAGGGCUAUUCCAUGCAUGACAUCACAAUUUGGUUUCAUACAUAAAUCCCUUUUCCCUUCAAAACCAACGUUGUGAUGGGAAAAUAGUCAAACCCUUUUCUCAUUUUCUAAGAAUCAGUGAUGAUAGUUGGUAUCACAUACAGGGAACUUGACAUUAUAUGAAAGGUCUAUGUUAGUCCUGUUCUUCAGUGUGGCUUAAUUCCACUGUGAGUCACAAUAACUCAACCAGUUGCCAGGACACCAUAGGAAAUGCUUAUAGGAUGGAUUUAUGUACCAAAACAAUAAUUUUGGACUUGCCUUUCACAAGACGCUCUCAAUUAUUAGGAAUGCCUUUGAAUGAUCAAAUAUUGAGCAAUUGUUGACAAAGUUACUCACAAAAAUAUGCCAUCUUUAGAGCCCAGAGUAGACACUUGCAGCAGAUGCGUAUAUGUGUGAUGAAAUAAUUUACCAACAGUAACAAACUUUGCAAACACAUAAAAUUGUCUACGCACCCAAAAAGAACAUCCUGUGUCUCAUGACCGAACAUUUUUCAAUUUCUGUUGAACAAAGUUAUUUAGAGGUAUAAUUAUUAAAAAGAAAUCUGUAAAUAAAACUGUAAAUACAUUAUUAACAUUAACAUGUAGUAUGUACUAUUCAAGGUCAAUGUUUAGUUUUUUGUUCAUUAUUUAAUCUGGAUUUGUACAACAAUGUUUGUGCGUCUGUAAACUAAGGGGGGAUUGUAAAGAAGGCAUAAAUGAUGGAAAGAUUAUUGUUUUGUUUUGCACGCAUCUACAUGGGUUUAUAGUAACAACAGGCAGACAAACAAUUGAUGUGAAUGCUUGGUGUAGUUCACUUAACACAUCAGAACUCUUUGUGUUUGUACAGAAUUUUGCAGGCCUGAUGCUUUAUGGAGGCAAUUACCUCUGGUCAUUAGCGUUUUGCCCCUUUAAAUGUUCCAAUGGAGAUUUACAAUAUCCUUAUAGAAGUACACUUUUAAAGGCGAAAAAUUGCUUGGUGUCCUUGCCCUUUUUAAAGCAAAGCAUCAGGCUUGAUUUUGGUCUCGUAGAUGAUGUGACAUUAUUUUCGUUUGAAAUCACCUACUUUGGGUACAUUUUCUAGGAAAGUUGCCAACCGUUUAGAAUCAUGCAAAUGCAGGUGUCAGAUUAAUGCCUUUGCAACAUAAUAUAGUGCAGCCUGGCGUAGUGACAAACAUUGAAAUCUAUUGUGGAUAUAUUGAAUGAUCUGGGCUUAGUACAAGAAAGGUAAUGAUUUUUGUCAGUCAGAAAGUGGGUACAUGUCAUCCGAUGUAGGUUGUGUAGAUGCUGGUUUACAAUCUAAACAAAAUGAAAUGAAGUUUGGACACUCAAAAACAUGCUCAGUUUUCAUUGUUAUUAUGUGUUGUCACGAUUGGAAAUUUGUUUGGACUGUACAUGUACAUUUCAAAAUUAGGACAUUCUUAUAUGCUAUGUAGAUUUUUUCUUGACAGAAAUUGGCCAAAUACUCAACUCUAAUGGGUAAUAGUGUUGCAUCAUCUACAAUGACUAGAAUUAAAAUGUUAGGCCUAUAGAUCAAAUGCAUGAAUUUGAAAUGUGUAAAUAUGGUUGGAAUUCAAUGUUGUAUCUGGUUCUAGAUAAUAAAACUAAAGGUGCUUGGCAAGGAAAUGUUGAUUGAUUAGUAGGUGAAUGUGCUUUGUACAGCUUUGCUAUCAAACAGGGACCAAUUUAAAAAUAGCCAAUGACUGAAACAACUCUAGUUCGACCCAAACAAAUGUUGGUUUCAGACAGGUGAACUUAUUAUAACAUUAACAUUGGCUCGGAUCAUAACAAGAUUGACGUCUGGCACCAAGGCUCUCCAGAGUUGUUCCAAACGACUGCAACGGAAUUCAGAAUUUGGCUUGGCGUGACUCUGGAGCGCCUGUCUGAAAGGGGUGUAACAUUCCCCAGCAUCAUUGAACAAGAACAAGUGGUAGAGGGCCGAGUCAGUUGGAUACCCAAACUACUAAAUAAUAUGUAUUACAAACAGACAGUAGAAGUCAGGGACUGUGAUACCCAAACUACUAAAUAAUAUGUAUUACAAACAGACAGUAGAAGUCAGGGACUGUGAUACCCAAACUACUAAAUAAUAUGUAUUACAAACAGACAGUAGAAGUCAGGGACUGUGAUACCCAAACUACUAAAUAAUAUGUAUUACAAACAGACAGUAGAAGUCAGGGACUGUAUAAUAUUAAACCUAAAUUUGGCAUGAAUUGCAUGUUUAUUAAUUGAGGCAUGUAACACAUCCUGGCGUAGUUACAAAAUUUGUGCAACAUUUUGAAUUUGAAAAAAAAAAAAAAAACAGAAGUAUAACUCCACAGAUUGGCAGCUCAGAAAGGAAAGGGUCUACACUUUGUGCAUGAAGUAGUUAAUGCGGACCAGUCAAUUUGAAGGAAGGUAAAGAUCGUACAGGCAAAAGUAAAUUUUGCUUGAAAUUUGGCUCCUACUAAUUUGGAAAAAGGCAAAGAUUGUACAGGAAAAUUUAUGUAGCACAUUUAUGUGAUCAAUAUGCAAAUAUUGACUUAAUAAAGACUUGUCUGUUAUCUUCUUCUUUUUUGAGAAUUUUUUCAAACAAAUUAAUUUGCUAUGCACAAUAGAGAGAAGAAAAUGAAUAGUAAUAUCUAUCCAUGAUACUUUGUCUGGUGUUGAAGUUGUGUUUAAUGAAAUUGUCAGAUGCUAAAUUACAUUUGUAUAAACUCACCCCAUAAUAAAUGGGGGCCUGUAAUUUGCAUAAAUUAAAGAAUUUAAACAAAAAGGUCAUUGAUAACUGUGUUGUAGAUGGAGGCAUAAAGUAAAGCAACACUUGUCGGUUAUAAAUGUUUCUUCCAAAAGAAGUUGGUAUGAAUGUGUUAACAAUAUGAAUAUUAACUUGUGUGUCAAAAAACAUGUUAAAAUCUGUAAAUUUUUUUGUUUUUACGAAAAACUUCCGAGAAGGUAUUUUUUACAAGUGAUGAAAGAAAUGGGUACAUAGAGUUUUUAUGUCAUGGUCAAUGUUUUUGGGUUAUUUUCAUGGAAUUCAUAAACAAUGGAGACAAUUAAAGAAACAAAAACAAGCUUA